GUUAACGUUAAUCGAUCUCUGUCCAUUAAAAGUGUUUAUUUGCAAAAAUUGAAUUAAUAAUGGCUGGAGAAGUUAUUGUGGAUGCCUUGCCCUACAUUGACCAUGGAUACGACGACGUUGGUGUCAGGGAAUCGGCGCUUGCCAUGGUGGAAGAAGAGUGCAGACGCUACCGACCGACAAAGAAUUACCUAGACCAUCUGCCGCUGCCGGCCACUUCGCCAUUCGAGACACCGCUGAUGGUCAACGAAUUUGAGCGCAUACAGAAUCGCCUGCCCAUGGAAACGCUCUCCAUGAAGCGGUACGAACUGCCACCCCCGCCAUCCGGGAAGCUGGGCGAGGUGUCUGCUUGGCAAGAGGCCAUUGAAAAUUCCAUGGCCCAGCUGGAGCACCAGUGUGUGCGCUCUCUAAAUCUGGAACUUUUGUUGGACUACGGCACGGAAGCGUGGAAAUCCUAUCUGGAGGUAUUCACCGCCAUGCAGGCCAAAGCGCAGUUGCAGCUUCAGCAACUGAAAAAGGACAUACAGGACGUGAACUGGCAACGCAAGCAGGCGCAGACUUUGGCGGGCGAAAGGCUGCGCUCCCUGGACGCUCACUGGGUGUUGCUCGUCUCGAAGAACUACGAGAUUGAAACAGAGUGCGUGGAGCUCGAGAAGCUGGUACAAGCAGCCCGAGAACACUUGCAAACCCUUGGCCCGGUCACAGCUAAUGACAACGCGCCAACGCCAGAGCACACAAACGGCCAUGUGGAGGAGGACAUCGCAAUGGAGAGCAAUGAAAAUGGCAAUUCGAAUAGUAAUAGUAACAGCAGUGCCAGCGGUAGUGGUAGUAACAAUGGAGAUGCAGAUGCAGAUGGAGACGCAGACGAUGCCGCUGACGCCAAUGGUGAUGCUGGGGUUGAUGAUGCUGCCGCCGAGGAUGAAUCCUCCAAUGAGUGAAUGAACGAACGUAGAUUCAGUAGACAUAUAAUUUGUACAAGUUUAAAUACAUAUAGAGUUCAUAUAACAAGCAGCAUAA
Molecule: messenger RNA, 1014 nt
Organism: Drosophila guanche
Lineage: Eukaryota; Metazoa; Arthropoda; Insecta; Diptera; Drosophilidae
Gene: BCAS2
Product: pre-mRNA-splicing factor SPF27
Exons: 1
Coding region: 60-935 (291 amino acids)
Biological process (GO): mRNA processing
Cellular component (GO): Prp19 complex; precatalytic spliceosome; catalytic step 2 spliceosome
Source: RefSeq, a predicted model, not a curated record